Molecule: messenger RNA, 3087 nt
Organism: Vanrija pseudolonga
Lineage: Eukaryota; Fungi; Basidiomycota; Tremellomycetes; Trichosporonales; Trichosporonaceae
Gene: RCY1
Product: Recyclin-1
Exons: 4
Coding region: 493-3030 (845 amino acids)
Biological process (GO): Golgi to plasma membrane transport; exocytosis
Cellular component (GO): cytoplasm; exocyst
Source: RefSeq, a predicted model, not a curated record
GUGCUCAAGCCGUCCAAGGCCGGGCCGUCAACGUCGGCAGCGGCGCGUGCGCGCGCCGGGCUGGCUGGGCCGCGGAUCGGCCGCUGGCCAGAGGACAUUGUCACGCGCAUUGUCGGCUUUCUGCCCGUCCACGCCAUCCCGAAUGUCGCGCGGGGGUCGCGCGCACUCGCGCGCGUCGUGCGCGACGAGGGGACGUGGAGGGCGCGAUGUGCCGUUCUUGGCAUCACCGACGUGGACAAGGAGCCAGCGCCGGCAGCCGCAGCAGCACCGCAUGCGAGAAAACCAAGCAACGCGUCCCCGUCUACCGCGCCGAGAGCAAGCUUCACCAAGCCCCGGACAAGCUUGAGCAAGGCGCGGCCUAGCUUUUCGUCGCCUAAAAUCGGCACGAGCGCGAUCGACGACGACUUUGGCGACUUUGGAGAAGGCAACGACACGUUUGAGGACGUCGAGUUUGGCGACUUUGCGGCCGUGUCGCCGUCCAAGACGAGCAACAUGCCCCAGCCGUUCAGCUUCUCGUCGCCUGCAAAAGGAGAAAAGAGCCUGCUCGACUUUGACGACGUGCCCCUCCCGUCUCGGCCAGCUGCGGGCGCCCGCACGACGGGCUUCUUCGCGCUCGCGCCGUCGGCCGGACCGGCUGCGCCCAGCACUGCCCCUGGGGCAUGGUACAACACGUACAAGCGCAAGCAUCUCGAGCUGGUGCCCCUGUGCCUCCACCUGCGGAGCUCGCCCAGCCCGAGCGCGACGCUGUCGCUCCUCUUCCCGCCCGAUGCGAAGACUGCGCUCCCGCCGAGCUUGGAAGCGCAGGGGGAGCUGCUGCUCGUGCUGUUGAGGUUCCUCUCCGCCCGCCUGCAGCCCCUGCCAGACUGGGGGUUCCUCCGCCAGUCGCUCCUCGCCGCGGCGGACCGCUUCGACUCGACAUGCCUGGUUGCAUUCGAGACUGCCGACAGCCGAAAGGACGAGGCGGGUAUGCACACUGCCGCCGAGGCCAGCUGGCGCGUGUGGGAUGCUGGAGGAGGCGAGCGGAGCGAGUGGGAAUGUGGCCGCGUGUGGAUCGAGAAACGCGAGGUCUUCUACGACACGGCCAAGUGGGACGCAUCGGAGAAUAUCAUCAAGGUGCCCGAUCCAACUGGGACUGCGCUCGUCAAGCAGCUCGACUUCACGCCCAUGGACGCGUUCAUGAGCCAUGUGCUCGAGUCGUUCCGCAUCGACGCCGAGACGGCAGUGCGCGUGUUCCCCGCCGGCGCGCGGGUCGUGCACUCGUUUGCCGAGCGGCUCGCGGACGAGGUUAUUGGCGAGUACAUUCAGACUCUGCUUGGCCAGACGCGCAUCAUGUCGCCAGACUUGUUUCUGCGCGCCACUGCCGCGUCAUUCAUCCAGGCGUGGAAGCUUGUCGACGUGUCAGCAGAGGUGCUCGGCGACAAGCAGACGGAAACGACACCCAAGAUGAUUGAAAACGUCGUCUACCACAUGUUCGAAACGCACAUGGACGAGUACCUCGACGAGGAGACGGAAUGGGUCAAGACGGCGCUUGACGGCAUCUGCAACGCGUGGGACGCCGAGCUUGGAACGACGACACGGACAAAGAAGACGCAGAACGGGUCGGCACAACCACAGUUCUUGACAGCGUCCAACCCGGACCAGGUCAAGCGCAACGUGCUCGCUGGGUUCCGCGAUGUGCUCCUGUUGCCCGUGACCAUUGUGCCCCGUGCCGUGACGUUCGGCGUAACGGCCAUCGCAGCUGGUGGCACGCAGGCGGUGUCAGGCCUGUCGAUGCUCAACCCGCAAAAGUGGGCGGCGUCGACAUCGUCCACGACCGCAGAGAAGAUCGGCACAAAGGGCAAGGUUGUGAACGGUGAAGCCAUCUUCGAUGUCUCCGUCCCCGGGCCAGAUGACGACGAGAAGGCGGAAGACCGGGACGAGAUUGACGAGCUGAGCGAGAAGACGGGCUCGGCACUCACCGUGCCACUGCCGGCGUCGACUGCCCCGUCGAACGGCGCGACGCCAGAACCCGGAGCAAAGGACGACUUUGACCGCCUCCAGCUGCUCGUGUCCCUCGAUACCGCCCUCGAGCUCAUCCACGGCGACCGCGAGAGCUUGAAGCGCACCGAGACGUUUGGCAAGUACCCCGCCAAAACGGGCACCAAGGUCCGCGAGGCGAUUGAGGAGAUCUUCAUCCUGCUGUUAAAGGCCGUCGGAGACAGACAUAUCGCACCUGGCUUUAGGAUUGCCACACAACAAAUGCUCACGUACAAGCCGGCCGACCACGCGCAGUCCAACUCUGUCGCGCCGCUGCUACAGUUCUUUGAGCUCGUGCAUGUCGGUGACACAAUCCAGAGCAUGGUCCAGGUCUACUUUGACAAGGAGGUGGCGCAGUACGUCGACAAGACCGACUUCUUGAAUCCUGUCAUGCGGGAGAAGAAGCGGUUUGAGAGUGUCUUGGACGAUGCUGUGGCUGCGGGCUUGAACGCCGGUAUUGAGGUCCUCAUGAACCAAGUCGAACAUAUCAUCGUCGUCAAGACUGGCCCGAGAGAAUACUACCCCGAGCCAGGAGUACCCAUGGAGCUCGGCCCCACCCUCGGCUGCAGAGAAGCCAUCAAAUCCCUCGAGAUGCAUUGCAACCUGCUCAAGGGCAGCACGACAAAGGAAGUCCUCGAAGUGUUCUACCAGGAGGUCGGUAUCCGUCUGCAAGCCAUCCUCCAGCGGCACCUCAAGCGCCAGAUCAUCUCCCUCGAGGGCGGGUUCCAGAUUAUCGCCGACCUGAACGCGUACCACGCCUUUGUGGCCUCGCUCAAGCAGCAGCGCAUCACCGACGACUUUGCAAACCUCAAGAUGCUGGGGCACGUGUAUAUCGUGUCGGACGCCAAGGACCUGGCGCAGAUUGUGCGCGACGUCACUCGCUACGGCGGCACGUUUACCCCCGAGGACAUCUACGAGUUUAUCCAGAGACGCAGCGACUGGAAGAAGAUUGAGAAGACUGUAGACAAAGCCAUGUACGCCUUGUCUGUGCGUGAAGACUGUGUCAUCAUGUAGAGGGAUACCCAGCAUGUGUGUUUUGCGUGUGUUUGUUAUGCAUAGGAGUGCGGGAGG